CGGUUACCGAUAUAUCCUGCGGGGGCACGCGAGGAUGAUGUUGGCUGCGGGCGGUGCCAUUGCUGCUGCCGUUGCCCGGCCGCCGCCGCCUCCUCUGGUGAGAUGUGGGGCUCGGAAGGAGGCGGAGAGUGCGGAGUUCAAGAUGGAGGCCGAGGGGGACAUGCGCCGAGGGAUGCUGGGGUUCGGGCUCGGGGGAGCGGCGGGCAAGAAGAAGAAGAAGAGGAAGAAGGAGAAGGUCGAGGUGGUGUGGCAGUGCGCUCGGGGCUGCGGCGCCUGCUGCAAGCUGGACAAGGGCCCCGCCUUCCCCGCCCCGGAGGAAAUCUUCGCCGACGACCCAUCCCACCUCCAGCUUUACAAAAGCCUGAUAGGCCCUGACGGCUGGUGCGUCCACUACCAUCAUCCGACCCGGACCUGUUCCAUCUACCCAGACCGGCCCUUCUUCUGCCGGGUUGAGCCUGCUGUCUUCCGGAAGCUCUACGGCAUCGACGAGAGGAGAUUCAAUAGAGAGGCUUGCAGCUCCUGCAGGGAUACCAUCAAAGCAGUUUAUGGCUCCGGUUCGGAGGAGCUCAAGAACUUUGACCGUCUCACUAGAAAUCCCAAAUAAAUGCUUGCUGUUAUACUCAGUGGUGAUAUGUAACAGGAGAGAAAUACCAGCACAGAUUAAACGAUGGACUUGAUUCCAUUAGCAAAGUUUCUGCAAAAGCACAGGAACCUUUUAUUACCAGAUCGAACUUAAAUCUGCUUGGCUGCUGAACAUGUUGCUUUCAUUAUUAUUGUCAUUAUUAUCAUUAUUAUUGUCACAUUAAGGAAUUGCUUUUAAAUCGCAAGUAUGAUGCUUCCAUCUACUACUCUGCACUCUGCAGUUUGGACAUUGUAAUGUUUUUUAUGUAAAAAUAUUCUAAUACUUACAAAUGUUUAAGAAUCUGA
Phoenix dactylifera (date palm) is the source of this 927-nucleotide messenger RNA. RefSeq names its product zinc/iron-chelating domain protein. The record is from RefSeq and is a predicted model, not a curated record. Lineage: Eukaryota; Viridiplantae; Streptophyta; Magnoliopsida; Arecales; Arecaceae.